This is a messenger RNA of Radiomyces spectabilis, 2028 nucleotides long. RefSeq names its product Metallo-dependent phosphatase-like protein. Gene Ontology annotation, molecular function: hydrolase activity. The transcript has 6 exons. The coding region runs from base 1 to 2028 and encodes 675 amino acids. Gene Ontology annotation, biological process: nucleotide catabolic process. NCBI's taxonomy places the organism in Eukaryota, Fungi, Mucoromycota, Mucoromycetes, Mucorales, Radiomycetaceae. The record is from RefSeq and is a predicted model, not a curated record.
AUGCCUAUUUUAGAUUUAAUCCAUUUCAAUGACGUUUAUAACGUCAGUCCUGCAAAAGAAGAGCCUAUUGGAGGAGCUGCCCGAUUCCGAUCAGCGGUUGACAGCGUUAUUGAAGCCGUUAACCCCCUGGUGCUUUUCUCCGGGGACGCUUUCAAUCCGAGUCUGGAAGGCAGUGUCACGCGUGGCAUGCACAUGACCAAUGUGUUGAAACUUUUAAAUAUCAAUGCGGCUUGUAUCGGUAACCAUGACUUUGACUUUGGUCUUCCUCAACUGCAAAAGCUGUUGGGAAAUACCAACUUUCCCUGGCUUCUUUCCAACGUCCUUGACGAAACCGGUGAACCACCGUCGCCUCUGCAACGUCACCUUAUCCUCGAACAUCCAUCUUCUGGAUUACGCAUUGGUGUCAUUGGUCUAGUAGAAGAAGAAUGGAUUCAAACUAUUCCAUCAUUUCCUCCCGAGUUGGUGUAUCAUGAUUUUGUGAAUGUGGGGCACCAGCUGGCGAAAAUGCUGAAAGAUCCUGAAGGUUCAUACAAGGUGGAUCUCGUGAUCGCAUUGACCCAUAUGCGCGUUCCCAAUGAUAUUAAGCUUGGUCAAGCCUGCAGUACAGAGAUCGAUCUCAUUUUAGGAGGCCAUGAUCAUUUUUACUAUGUCUCUCAAGGUCUCGACAUUGUCGGCAAACAUUGGACGAGAGAAGAAAACUUGAAAGAUGUCGGCUUUGAUCCCGAAAAGGGUCAAACGCCCACAGAGCGGCCUGUUCGUGUUGUCAAGAGCGGCACGGACUUUCGCGAAUUUUCGCAUAUUCAUUUGGAAGUGGAGACCGACGAUAACGGCAGAAAGUAUAUCAGCCAUGCUUCCGUGGAACGUAAGAUUGUGGAUUCAACUGUGAGCCCCAACAAGGACAUGGAACAAGUGGUAGACGAUGUGGCCAAGCUCGUGUCGCAAAAGACACAGCGGCCUAUUGGCUACACGGCUGUGCCACUGGAUGGACGAAGCCAGGCUGUGCGUACACGCGAAACGAAUUUGGGAAAUCUGACGGCCGAUUUGAUGUUGAUUUCUUACCGUUUUCUGAAUACCCCACCGGAUUUUGCUUUAUGCUGUGGUGGCACGAUCCGCAAUGAUAGUAUCAUCGAAGUGGGUGAACUGACACUGGGGGAUAUCAUGACGGCUUUUCCCUUUCAGGAUCCGGUGGUGGUGGUCAAGCUUACGGGACAACAGAUUUGGGACGCUCUAGAGAACAGUGUAUCCGAAUAUCCGAAACAAGAAGGCCGAUUUCCCCAACUGGCAGGAUUGCGCUUGGAAUGGAAUCCCAAUAAACCCCCCGGUCAACGUGUUCGUCGUGUCUUGUGCGUAAGAGGACACCAGAUCGGCGAUCCCUCCGCCAUGCGACCUCGCCUGCUUCCCCGUGACAGUGAAUUGAGAGCACGGUACGACCCGGAUAACAUGGAUCCCCUGGAUCUCGAACGUGAGUAUGUGGUAUCCACACGAAAUUACUUGACAGGUGGUUACGAUGGCUACACAUCGCUUAUGGUGUCUCCUGAUAAAUACGUCAUUGACGAUGAAAACGGCGUCUUGGUGACGACACUAUACCGAAAGUUCUUCUUGGGACUGAAAUACUUUAAUGCUUUCCGUGAAAGUCUGAUCAAUCGAAAAAAACGCAUGGAAGACAAGAAGAAGCAUGACAAUGAACGUAUCCAACGAGUGGUGGCGGCCGCCGCCAAUCAUUGGUUAAAGAUGGCCAGCCAACUGCAACCCGAAGAGGACGAUGACGAAAAAAGCCAUUAUCGCGGCUCCUUCUCAAGUGACAAAGUCGAAGAUCGUGCAGAGUACAACUGUACAGACGAUUGCAUGAUCAAUGCCUUGCACGAUGCGAAUCAAGGUCACCCCAGCUGUAUUGCCGCGGAGGACGAUGAAGACAAAGAUCCUGAACCUGGCAAACGGUAUCCCAACGAUGAAGGAGAAUCGUGGCUUAAGCGAUGGGCUAGUAUCAGUCCUUCUGUUCAAGGUCGCAUUGUACAAGUAGACUACUAG